Molecule: messenger RNA, 1569 nt
Organism: Baudoinia panamericana UAMH 10762
Lineage: Eukaryota; Fungi; Ascomycota; Dothideomycetes; Mycosphaerellales; Teratosphaeriaceae
Exons: 2
Coding region: 1-1569 (522 amino acids)
Molecular function (GO): NAD+ binding
Source: RefSeq, a predicted model, not a curated record
AUGGAUCUCUCCCGGACAGUCGAGCCGGUUGCGGCAAUAACGAAGUCGCACCUAAAACGAAAGCAUCACGAAACCAUUGAUCUUGCUGUCGAUGAGAGUGAUGGACCCGUUGUAAGCGCACCGACGCCACAAACAGAACAUCUGCAAAGCAGACCCGAAUCGUCAAGUACGGAGAGUGACUUCCAGCAGCGACCAUUGGACGAGGAAGCCAGCACCGAUGGCGAGGAGGAUGCUUCCUUGUACGAGGACAUCCUUGACGCCGUCGAGUUGGAUCCCUUCAAACCAUCAUCUGACGAGCAUGGCUCCAAGAACGUACUUCCGGAGACAGAGGUUAUACGACUACAUACAGAGUUGCGAGAUAUCGGACCAGAGAACUUCGUUGAACGCUACAUCACAAGCAGCUCGAUGCCACACCGACUGCUGGGAACCGCUUUCGGCUUUGACCCGGAACUUGGAAUAGGAGACACGACCUAUCUUCGCAUCCUGGCCCAGGCGAUUACACGUACCUACUACAAACGUCGGAAGCUUGCCCACGUCAACACGAUCGACGACGCAGCGAAUCUUCUUCGCAACAGCAACAAGAUUCUAGUCAUUACUGGAGCCGGCAUCAGCACAUCCCUCGGUAUCCCAGACUUCCGCUCUAAAGGGUCGGGGUUCUACGACAAGUUGCAGAGUAUGGGGUACAGCGAGCCAGAGGAGGUUUUCGACAUUCAAAACUUCGACGAGGACCCAAGCAUAUUCUAUCGCUUAGCCGGGGAUAUAAUGCCAGACCUUAAUCGGUAUUCUCCAACUCACGCCUUCAUCAAGCUUUUGCAGGACAAAGGCCGCUUACAGACGAACUACACGCAGAACAUUGACAACCUAGAGGAGCUUGCGGGUAUCGAUCGGUCGAGGUUGAUUCAAUGCCAUGGCAGUUUUGCAACCGCGACGUGCCGCAAGUGCGGUGACCGAGUAGCAGGCUCGGAGAUAUUCGACGACAUUCGUGCGAAGAGAGUGGCACGAUGCAAGCAGUGUCAGAAUAGACUCGCCGAGCGAGCUAGACUUCAGCAGCCGAAACCGAAACGAGCCAAGCCGAGGAGAUAUGACUGGGAAGACAGCAGUAACGAAGAUGCGGACGAUGCUGAACCCGAAGCGGGUGUCAUGAAGCCCGACAUCACCUUCUUCGGCGAGCAGCUGAACGACGACUUCUUCAAUCGAUUCACGCAACGCGACCAGAAAGAAACCGACCUCGUCAUCGUCAUUGGUACAUCGCUCCAGGUGAAGCCUGUCAGCGAGUUGCCGCAAUACGUGCCUGCUGAAGUGCCGCUCAUCUACGUCUCGAAGCAGCAAAUCGAGCAUAUCAACUUUGAUAUCCAGUUGCAGGGUGAGUGCGAUCAUGUGGUGUAUGAGCUCUGCCGGCGUGCUGGAUGGAAGCUAGAGCAUGAGAUGAUCCCCAAGGACCUUAAAGUGCAGGUCGCGCCUAUCGAUGGCUUUCAGCAUCGCUGGGCUGUUACGCCGAUUAAGCAGGGAGGAUUGGUGGAUGGACUGUUCCACGGAGUCGGAGCGGACCAAGCACAGCACAAGCGGUAG